Molecule: messenger RNA, 754 nt
Organism: Drosophila melanogaster (fruit fly)
Lineage: Eukaryota; Metazoa; Arthropoda; Insecta; Diptera; Drosophilidae
Gene: Dro
Product: drosocin
Exons: 1
Coding region: 30-224 (64 amino acids)
Cellular component (GO): extracellular region
Source: RefSeq, marked reviewed
AGUUCGAUUUGUCCACCACUCCAAGCACAAUGAAGUUCACCAUCGUUUUCCUGCUGCUUGCUUGCGUUUUUGCCAUGGGUGUGGCCACUCCCGGCAAGCCACGCCCCUACAGCCCACGCCCCACCUCCCAUCCCCGCCCCAUUCGAGUGAGGCGCGAGGCACUGGCCAUCGAGGAUCACCUGACUCAAGCUGCCAUCAGGCCACCACCCAUUCUGCCCGCCUAAAGAUGUGUGCAUACCGCGGAGAAGUCAUCCGAUCAAAUUUGUUUUGAAAAAUCUUUAUAAAAAUUGUGAAUUUUUUACUUUCUGCAAACAGUAAGCAAUAAACACACGAAAGACAGCAAUUAAUAAUCUUCAAUCAAUUGUGACACAAUGAGGGGUUCCCAUCGCUUAUCAGCGGUUUUUGUACCGAAUCUGCUGAGCUCUAGAGCUGAUAAGAAAUAUACUUGCUCAAAACAAAACCACAAAAGUCACGUUUGAGAGAAAAAAAGCCUAAACGAAUUUAAUUCGCGACUCAUAUGAAUCACAAACCUGUUCUAUAGCACGUUCUUCUUAAAUUCUAGCGAAAUAACCAGAUGGCUGCAAAUCAUAAUGAAUGGGUUUGUCCCCUAAAAAAAACGAACUGACAAGCCCCCUUAUAAAACUUAUUUAUUAAUAGAUUAGUUCGUAUAUAAUUGCAUAUGUAAAUACUUUAAAUAGAACAAAUUAUUACGACAUUUAAAAAUAUAUAUCCUGGUUUUUAAAAACAGGGUUUG